Messenger RNA from Trichoderma reesei QM6a, 1218 nucleotides. RefSeq lists its product as uncharacterized. The record is from RefSeq and is a predicted model, not a curated record. Gene Ontology annotation, biological process: nucleotide-sugar metabolic process. Gene Ontology annotation, molecular function: dTDP-glucose 4,6-dehydratase activity. Bases 1 to 1218 code for a protein of 405 amino acids. The transcript has 3 exons. Lineage: Eukaryota; Fungi; Ascomycota; Sordariomycetes; Hypocreales; Hypocreaceae.
AUGAACGGCCACCGCGGCUACUGCCAGGAGCCCGACGUCUGGCAGCAGGCGCCGGUCCUCACGGGCACCACGCAGUUUGAGCCUCGCCCAGAUGUCCGCAACAUCAUGAUUACCGGCGGCGCGGGCUUCAUCGCUUCCUGGGUCGUUCGCCAUCUCACGCUCACGUACCCCCACGCUUACAACAUUGUGUCGUUUGACAAGCUCGACUACUGCUCCUCGCUCAACAACACCAGGGCGCUCAACGACAAGCGCAACUUUACCUUUUACCAUGGUGACUUGACCAAUCCCUCCGAGGUCCUCGACUGUAUGGAGCGAUAUCACAUCGACACCGUCAUGCACUUUGCCGCCCAGUCACAUGUAGAUCUGAGCUUUGGCAAUUCGUACAGCUUCACCCACGCAAACGUCUACGGCACUCACGUCCUGUUGGAAAGCGCCAAGAAGGCUCGCAUCACGAGAUUCAUUCAUGUCUCAACAGACGAGGUGUAUGGCGAGGUUGGCCACGGCGAGGGCGAGCUGCAGGAGUCGAGCAUUCUGGCUCCAACUAAUCCCUACGCCGCAAGCAAGGCGGCCGCCGAGAUGAUGGUGCACUCAUACCACAAGAGCUUCAAGCUACCCACCAUUAUUGUACGCAGCAACAACGUCUAUGGACCCCACCAAUAUCCCGAGAAAAUUAUACCUAAAUUCAUCUGCCUGCUGAACCGCGGUCGGCCUGUGGUUCUUCACGGCGAUGGCAGCCCCACACGGAGAUAUCUCUAUGCUGCCGAUGCCGCGGAUGCCUUUGACACGAUUCUUCACAAGGGCCAGACCGGCCAUGUGUACAAUGUUGGCUCGACCGACGAAAUCUCCAACCUCGAGCUUUGCGGCAAGAUCCUUUCCGCCAUGGAAAUUGGUCACGAUACUCCCGAACAAUUCCGCAACUGGGUCAAGUACACCCACGACCGCCCCUUCAACGACUGCAGAUACGCCGUGGACGGCUCAAAGCUGCGGAAACUGGGCUGGGAGCAAAAGACUACGUUUCAAGAGGGCCUGCAGAUGACGGUCGAAUGGUACCGACGCUUUGGCGAGCAGUGGUGGGGAGACAUUAGCCACGUUCUUACCCCUUUUCCCAUUGUUAGCGAAGGCGAAAUUGUCCCGGAUGUCGAACACCUCGUCAAGGACGACCCACCAACACCCGUGGAACGUUCUUUGGCAAAGGGCAUUUCCCAGAAAGCAAGCUAA